CCCGGUUCGUGUCCCCGUCCCCGUCCCUGUCCAUGUCGCGGGCGGGGAACGAUGGCAUCGCCGCGCUGGAGCGGGCCGGGGCGGAGGCGAUGAAGCGGGCGGUGCAGCUGGACGUGGCGUCCCGGUUCCAGGAGUCGCUGGUGUGUUACCAGGAGGGCAUCGACCUCCUGCUGCAGGUGGUGAAAGCCACCACCGAUGAGGCCAAAAAGCUCCGCUACCGGCAGAAGAUAUCCGAGUACAUGACCAGAGCCGAGGACAUUAAAGAACACAUUAAGAGACAAGAUGGCAAAUACCAUAAGCAAAUCAGGAUAGAGGAAAAUGCAACAGGUUUUGGUUAUGAAAAGCUUUUCCACGAGUACCUCACUGAGAGUGUUUCUGAAGUUUGGGUGCAGGACCCCUACAUUCGGCAGGUUCAUCAGUUGUAUAACUUCCUACGAUUCUGCGAGAUGCUAGUUAAGGGGCCGUGCAAGGUGAAAACAAUCCACCUCCUCACUUCCUAUGAUGAGGGUGGUGGGAGGAGCCAGCAGAUGACUGCCUUGGAAGAAAUAAAACAGUCAUUGAGUAAUUAUGGAGUAACACUGAGUAUUGACUUCUCGUCUUCAAUACAUGAUCGAGAAAUCAGAUUCGACAAUGGCUGGAUAAUUAAGAUUGGAAGGGGUCUUGAUUAUUUUAAGAAGCCACGGGGUUGUUUCAGCAUUGGAUACUGUGACUUUGACUUGAGACCUUGUCGUGAAACAACAGUGGAUGUCUUUCAUGCUAAGCACACAAAGAAAAUGUGAUCAGAAAUGUCUGCUUUUAAUAAGUGUUUUCAUAAGCAUAAAAAUGUAAGACUGAAAGAUGUUGCUUGAGUCCAGCUGGUUGCCCACAGAAGCAACUCUUCUAAGUAUUUAGUGCAGCACAGCUUUUAUAAUCUGUGUGUUUUAGAAUGUUUGUUUUCCAGUCUGAGAAAACAAAACUGCAUGAUUCCUUCAUUGGACUUCUUCUGUAAUCUUCAGACAUGGAUCUUACAAUCCAUGUCUAAAUUUUAUCUUGAUUUUGUAACAGACCCUCAGUAGUGUCUUUCAAAAGCCUCUUUACUGCCAUUUGUAUUUUUAUUGCUGAUUUCAUCUUGAGCCUGUUUUGGAUUUUUUGUCUUUAACUGAUCACCUCAAAAUCAUUGGAAGCUGGGCUGACACAUGUCCUCUUUUAUAAGCAGUCUUAUUUAUUUCCUUUAAUUCCUGUAUUGUAGUCAUGACUACUAUUUUGCUGGGUUUUUGUCAUUCCUGUAAUACUUUAUUUCCCAGACUUUACUAGUAAUCCCAAUUUUCACAUUCCAUUUUCCAAACUCUUUGCCUAGGAAUGUGGUAGUGUUCAGUACACAGUCAUUUUAGGGUUGUUUUAUUUGCAAACAGCUGCAAUCUUCCUUGGCACUCCUGUGUGUUCUUUUAUUCCAUGAUACAUGACCACAUCCAUCCUUUGCAUUAAGUGUGGAAAGGAUGUAUGAUCCUCUCCCAGUCCUACUCUCUGCCUUUCAAGCCCAAAGACUGGCUUUUCAUGCCACUCUCAACUUCAGUAUUUUGCUACUACUAAGGUAGUCCCCUAAAAUGAAUAAAUGUAAGUUUUGUCAGAAGUUGGGUGCCCUGAGUAUCUCAGUUGGUCAGAGCAUGGUGUGAGUGAUGCCAAGGUUAUGUGUUUUAUCCCUGUAAGGGCCAUUCACUUAAGAGCUGGACUUGAUUCUUGUGGGUCCUUGCAACUCAAAAUAUUCUGCAAUUCUAAGCAAUAUGCUAUUUAGAAUAAAGACAAAAGUCUUCCCUUGUCAUUCCUGCAGCCUUUGGAAACCAGAAGGUAUUACCAGAGGUACUGCUUUUUAAAUUUUUUUUUUAGUCUUAUACAAGAGUUCUGUUAGCAAGGAUCUGCCUAAGUCAUACAGUCUGACAUAAAAAACAGGCAGUGGCCUCUUUUUCAGGUCCCAUGAAAAACUUUUCAGCCUCAGGACUGACACGUGCCUUACACUUUCUGCCUUGUAACACAAUAGGCCUCUGUGUUCUAGUAUCAUGUUUAUUGUGAGAACUUUUUUUAUUUCCUAUAUUUAUUUUUCCUGAUGGUUGUUGUAUUCCAUUAUCUUUUUUUUUUCCCUUAAUGUACUUUAUUUUCAUCUUCUGCCAUCUAAUGAAUGCUGCUAUUCUUUUCCUCUUAUUUCUAAAUCUAAAUAGAUUUCUAACAAAAAAUCUGUUCCACAACAAUCAAUAAGAAAUGGAGCUGGUCUUUGCCUUGUUUUCUGGGUCACAAUUUGCCAGUGGUGUGCAUUCUUUAUCCUUUCUCAUAAUAAUGUUUCAGCUUUGCACUGCUGCAUCAGCAAAAUGAAUAAGCCACAGAGCUGUAUGCUAUUAGUCAUUCCCCCAAACAUUCCAUAGGAGCUCCCUGGUUUGCUGCUGUGAUAAAAAGUUUCUAGUCACUUGUGAAUUUUAUUCAGUUGUGUAUAAUAUAUGCCUAUUUUUAAUGGGAAUAAAGGUUAUUUUUUAUUAUUUGUA
This is a messenger RNA of Passer montanus (Eurasian tree sparrow), 2510 nucleotides long. It is a transcript of the gene MITD1, whose product is annotated as microtubule interacting and trafficking domain containing 1. NCBI's taxonomy places the organism in Eukaryota, Metazoa, Chordata, Aves, Passeriformes, Passeridae. The transcript is spliced from 7 exons. Gene Ontology annotation, cellular component: midbody. The record is from RefSeq and is a predicted model, not a curated record. Gene Ontology annotation, biological process: midbody abscission. Bases 33 to 779 code for a protein of 248 amino acids.